Molecule: messenger RNA, 1527 nt
Organism: Anguilla anguilla (European eel)
Lineage: Eukaryota; Metazoa; Chordata; Actinopteri; Anguilliformes; Anguillidae
Product: transmembrane protein 204-like
Exons: 3
Coding region: 17-688 (223 amino acids)
Source: RefSeq, a predicted model, not a curated record
GGUGUGGGGUAUCCGCAUGUCCGCGCGGAGGCUGGUGGCGGCGGCGGCGGCGGUGGCCCUGCUGUCCCUCAUCCUGAACAACGUGGCGGCGUUCACGCCCAGCUGGGUGGUGCAGGCGCUGGAGGACGGACGCAAGCGCGCCGUGGGGCUCUGGAGGACCUGCCCUGCGGGGGAGCGCGCUCGGGACGGGGCGGGCGCGGCCCUCCGCCGCCCGGGACUGAGCUGCGAGGCGCUGGGGUGGGGCUCGGACCCCGCGGGCUACCAGGAGUCCCGCAGCACCGUCAGGCUGCAGUUCGACAUGAUGCGGGCCUGUAACCUGAUGGCGACGGUAGCCCUGACGACGGGGCAGCUGAUCUUCCUGCUGGGGCUGCUGGAGCUGCCCUUCGUGGCCCAGGACUCGCAGUGGUGGGAGGAGGCCAUCGCCGCCCUCUUUCAGCUGGCCAGUUUCGUGCUUGUUAUUGGAUUGGUAACCUUCUAUCGGAUCGGACCGUUCACGCACCUGUCCUACUCCUGCUACCUGAACAUUGCCGCCUGCUUGCUAGCCACGCUCGCAGCGGCGAUACUCAUCUGGAACAUCCUGCACCAGCGGGAAGACUGCCUCGCCCCGCGCAUCGUCUUCAUCAGCCGAUCGCUGACGUCUCCGUUCGGCCCGCGCCUCGACAACGACUACGUGGAAUCGCCCUGCUGAGCACGAAGUCUCGAACCCUGCACCCAUUCCAGCAACCCACCAGCACGACGAGUCUAGCAAGCCUCAUUCGGAGUACCGUGAAUUUCAUUGUCGGGGUUUUGUUUAGUCCUUGUGUUAUCGUUGGUGUUUUUGUACUGUAGCCCAUUGCUGCACAAUGCACUCAUGGACACCAGCUGCAGUACUUCAGCGUGAUGAGAAAAUAUGGGCAAAGUUUAAGGGUCAGGUAAGGUCAAAUACUGGAGUGAUUACUUCAAAAUAUUUAUCAAUUUAUCUUUAAAAUGCCACAAAAACGAAUAUGCUGCUCAUGCAAUUUAGCACAGCACCACAAAACAAACAUAUAAACCAAAGGUUUUCCAAAGUUCUGGACAUAUGUUCUUUCCAGUAUGAACUCAUUGUAACUUAUAUUACAGACAGAGAACAAAUAUUUAAGAUUUCUAGAAUGAGUAUUUAUGUAAAAAAAAGAAAAGCAAAAAGAAGCACAUUUUUUUUUUCAUUUUGAUUUAGUUUACAAUAUAUUCAUUUGAGGGCUAUUUGGUACCAGACUAUAACUUUAAAGGUAAACUGUGUUCAUGUAAAUUGGCCAAGAAUGAUUGAAAAAUUGAGGUGGACAGGGAACAAAAUGUCAACUCGUGGAUGUAUUCCCUUUUAUAACAUGCUCGCUUGUGGUACAUGUAUUAAGUAUGCCAAUUUUGUAUGGUUAUAUUAAUAUUAUAUUGUUGUUCUAUUACAUUUUUUACUUGUGUGUUUCAGUUGAGAAGUAUUUUUAACUGCUUAACAACUGGGCUGAGUGAAAAUAAUAAGUAUGUAAUAAAUGUAUGAACAUCUUUGUAGCACAAUCA